AUGAUGUUGGAGAAGAUCUUGUUUGCUGAAGAGUAUGUGGUCCACUUGCAUGACCCAUGCCAAGCAACCCUUGUCUUCAACGUUGAUACAAAAAGAUUAUUUCUUCAAGCUAUUCUCCUCAAGUAACCAAGUAGUAGAUAAAUAUCUCUUCCACUACAAACACAGCUGUGGUGAGUUGCAAAGGGUUGUGUUGGAUGCUUGGACUGUUGGUUGCUCUUCAAGAGAGUUUUCGUUGAAGAAUAUCAGAAGUGGAAGUUGUUAUCCUUUGAAACCUUUGUUACUUGUAGAGGGUGGAUUGUCGCCUGAAACAGCAACUUUCGUUGUGCGUGAUAGCUUGCCAUAUAAACAGGUGCUGAGGAAUACUAGUCAGCUUUUUUGUCAGGAAGCAAACAUUUCUGUCGCUUUAAGUGAACUUUCCAGUUCUUCAUUGUCUGAUGACGAGAGUGAGAGUGGAGAUGAUUCUUCUUAUUCCGAUAGCGAUACAGAUAGUUCCAACUCUACUUCAGACGAUGAUGCUUCAGACUCGGAGGAUGACUAUUAUAGUUAUGAUGAAGGUAUAUCUGAUUAUGACUCCGAAGAAGACUAUUUGUAUUCAGAUGAUGAUGAGGAAGAAAUAUUGAGUGAGUCGGAUGAUGAUGAUGAGUAGAAGUUGUUGGUUCAUGGUAGAGAAGAUGUAUAUCAAGUGCACAAGUUGAAAGAAUGUGUAAGAUAUGAAUAUAGGCUAACCAUUUAACGAGUUGUUAGAAAAUAACGAACGAGAACAUAAAACGAGUAUUGUUGGACAAAGUGUU
Molecule: messenger RNA, 791 nt
Organism: Galdieria sulphuraria
Lineage: Eukaryota; Rhodophyta; Bangiophyceae; Galdieriales; Galdieriaceae
Exons: 1
Coding region: 35-646 (203 amino acids)
Source: RefSeq, a predicted model, not a curated record